GCCUACAAGAGCGUGGGCAUCGUCGUCACUCAACAGCACGCUAACUACAUCGCAGUUUACGACCCUUCCAGUUUAAAACUUUUCGCCUUCCGUUCCUCAGCGUUGUUAUUUGGAAAUACUCACAGUGUCGUCGUCUGGGUUAGGGUGUCCCUGUUGAUCGUUGCGGCGAUCCGGGGCCUCUUUCAAAUCCCAGUGGCCGUAUACAUAGAUGACUACCGUAGUUUUGUUUAA
Amoebophrya sp. A25 is the source of this 231-nucleotide messenger RNA. The record is from the annotation of a GenBank genome assembly. Lineage: Eukaryota; Dinophyceae; Syndiniales; Amoebophryaceae.